CGCCGCUCCGCCAGCCCGGCACCGCCACCGAAUUAAAUAAUACAGAUAGAAGAAGAACAAAGAGAGAAGUUAACUAACAACAUGAAGUUACUCAUCUUCCUCACAGUAACACUGGGUGCCCUUGUCACGGGAUUAGAGUCUAUUUAUAGCUGGAAAUACUACAAGCAAUAUAAACGCAGAUCAGACCACAAGGAAUGCCCGUGUUUGAAUGGAGGAACGUGCAUUACCUAUUACCUCUUCAGUGGAAUUGGUCGUUGCAUAUGUCCAGAUGGAUACACUGGGCUUCACUGUGAACUAGACACUGACAGCACAUGCUAUACUGAAAAUGGGGAGAACUACAGAGGGAUGGCAACAGAAGACAAAUGUCUGCCAUGGAACUUGCCCUCACUAAUCAGGAGGGGUCGUUACCACGCUUACUCAGAGAAUGCUUUGCAGCUUGGGCUGGGCAAACACAGCUACUGCAGAAACCCAAAUGGAAGGAGCAGACCCUGGUGUUACACCAAAAGGGGAUCUGCCAUUCAAGAAACACCUUGCAACAUAGAGAAGUGUGGGCCUACAUGUGGUCAAAGGAGCAUUAGCAAGAUGUUCAAGAUUGUUGGUGGAAAGCAGGCAGAGGUUGAGUCUCAGCCUUGGAUAGCAGGCAUCUUCCAAAACAUAAGGGGCAUGGAUCACUUCCUGUGCGGGGGCAGCCUCAUCGACCCUUGCUGGGUGCUCACAGCAGCACACUGCUUCCACACUCCGUCAAGAAGACCAAUAAACAAAUCAGUCUACAAAGUUUUCCUUGGAAAGUCCAUACUGAAUGUUACUGAUGAUAAAGAACAAGUAUUUAUGGUUGAUGAGAUCAUCUCUCACCCUGAUUUUACAGAUGACACAGGUGGCAAUGAGAAUGAUAUUGCUUUGAUAAGGAUAAGGACAACUUCUGGACAGUGUGCAGUAGAAUCCAAGUAUGUCAGAACAGUCUGCUUGCCAGAGAGGAACCUCUACUUAAAAGAAAAUACGCACUGUGAAAUAGCUGGCUAUGGAAAACAAGAUUUUUAUGACAUCUUCUAUGCUCAAAGACUGAUGUCAGCCACUGUGAACUUAAUAUCACAGAGAAAAUGCAAAUAUGAAUACUAUGACAAUAUUAGAGUUACUGACAACAUGGUCUGUGCUGGGGAUCCCACAUGGCAGAUUGAUGCCUGCAAGGGAGAUUCCGGUGGCCCCAUGGUCUGUGAGCACAAUGGCAGGAUGAUGGUUUAUGGCAUUGUCAGCUGGGGAGAUGGCUGUGCAAAGGAAAACAAGCCUGGUGUUUACACCAGAGUUACUCAAUACCUUAACUGGAUUGACUCCAACAUGAAUGGGCUAGCUGCCAAGAGUCGUUUUCUUCCUGAACCAAAGUGACCUGUUUUUGACAGCUGGACUGAAAUGAACAAAAUUUUGCCUAUACUGACACCAGGACAGUGAAGACCUGAAUGUCAUAAGAGGCUUUCAUUUUGAAUGCUUGUGUGGUCAGUCACUCAGAUCAGUGUUCCUGAGGCACGAGGCAGAGAGAGGGUUGAUAUUUUAUCUUACUACUCUGAAUUACCUGGAAACCACUCAGUGGAAAGCUAAAAUAUUUAACAUUUAAAUGAGUAUUCCCAUGCAUGAUACUAUGCAUAGCAAGAUAGCUAUCUACUCCAUUUAUGAACCAGCAUUUGCUCUGGAAAUAGAUACAGUUUCAACUUACUUAACUCAAGUAUUCAUUUUAUACAUGACCUGAGUCUAAAAUCUCGCCUUAUUGUACUGAAUAAUGCUAAGUUUUGAGUCCCACAAACCUAGCCUGUUAAGACCAGUACUUAGAGAGUGAUCAGACUUGGCAUCAAAAAGUUGGGGGGGAAAAAAGUAGUAGUUAA
This is a messenger RNA of Melozone crissalis (California towhee), 1871 nucleotides long. RefSeq names its product plasminogen activator, urokinase (gene PLAU). The record is from RefSeq and is a predicted model, not a curated record. Bases 82 to 1380 code for a protein of 432 amino acids. Gene Ontology annotation, biological process: plasminogen activation; regulation of cell adhesion mediated by integrin. The transcript is spliced from 11 exons. Gene Ontology annotation, molecular function: serine-type endopeptidase activity. Lineage: Eukaryota; Metazoa; Chordata; Aves; Passeriformes; Passerellidae.